Podarcis lilfordi (Lilford's wall lizard) is the source of this 30582-nucleotide messenger RNA. NCBI's taxonomy places the organism in Eukaryota, Metazoa, Chordata, Lepidosauria, Squamata, Lacertidae. The record is from the annotation of a GenBank genome assembly.
CUGAGAGAGACAGAGAACCAGAAGGCACAAUUGCACACCAAUUCACGGGCAAGGCAGGUAAGAAAGAGCCUGCUUCUGUCAGUCCUUUGCUUCUCUGUUUGCAACAGACAGAAAAGAUACGAGGGAGAUGAACAGCUUAUUUAUUUUACUUUAUUCAAUGAAUUUAUUAGCCGCUCUUGCACUGAGAUUCUCUAAGCAACUUACAUAAUGGGGGGGGGGGGGGGAUAUGGGCUGUAUGAUACAAUAGCCAUGCUCAGAGUAGACCCCUUGAAAUUAAUGAGCAGGACUAACAUAAGCCCAUUAAUUUCAGUGGAUAUGCUGAACUUGAUUACAACCCUAAGGCUGCAAUCCUAUACGUACACACUUUUCUGGGGAGUUGGAACUUGCUUCUGAGUAGCCAUACCUAGGACUGUGGCAUAAAUAUUUAUAAAUCUACAUCCGUUUCGCACAAAUGGAAACUGGUGAGUUGUGUGUCAUUGGGGUGUGUGAGAGAGAUGCUGAGUAUAUAGUGUUGCCUUUCUGCUUUAAGAACUUGCAUCAGAUGAUUGGCCCAUCUAUUUACAGUACUUAAUUUAUUUAAGAAUUUGUACCCUGUUUUCCCCCGGACCAGCUUUCCAAAGUAGCUUACGAUUAAAACGUAAUAUGACAACAGUAAAGAACAGUAAGCACCAGCAUAUGAGAAUAAUAACACAUAGUGGCUUUUAUUUUAUUUUUAAAUGCUAGGAACAGUCGAAAAACAUCAGGAAAUACAUUCUGGUGGGGGGGGGGGGAAUGAAAUUUUCAAUUUCUGUCUGAAACCAGAUAUUUUUAUCCCAGAGUUGUCUAUUUUUACUGGUAUUCUAACAUUAUCAAAUUGGUAUCAUCUCUAAAGCAUUGCUUUGCCUGUAUAAAGAUGUCAGGUGCAAGCCCUGAUAUCUCCUCUUACUUAAUUGGGAUCUCAUAAAUCAGGGCUUUAUGCUUACAGUGGUACCUCGGGUUACAUAUGCUUCAGGUUACAUACGCUUCAGGUUACAGACUCCGCUAACCCAGAAAUAGUACCUCGGGUUAAGAACUUUGCUUCAGGAUGAGAACAGAAAUCGUGUGACGGCGGCGCGGCAGCAGCGGGAGGCCCCAUUAACUAAAGUGGUGCUUCAGGUUAAGAACAGUUUCAGGUUAAGAACGGACCUCCAGAACGAAUUAAGUACUUAACCAGAGGUACCACUGUACUUCAAAAUGUAGCAAGCCAGCCCUGAUGUGUUUGGGGGUUCCUCUUGUUUAUUCUGAGUGUCACCCUGGACUUCUACCCCAAAGACAAAAACCUGGAGUCUUCCUUUAGAUACUGUAUCUUCCCUUGUCCCUCCUGGCCAAGGUCCUGUGUCUUUUAAGACCUAUGUGACGGGCAGAAACUCAGCAGGGAAAGCUGCACAUGUUGCGUUUCCGUUUGGUAGAAGUUACUAUGAUCAAGACACAGUACAGUGGUGCCCCGCAAGACGAACGCCUCGCAAGACGAAAAACCCGCUAGACGAAAGGGUUUUCCGUUUUGGAGGCGCUUCGCAAAACGAAUUUCCCUAUGGGCUUGCUUCGCAAGACGAAGCCCAUAGGGAAAUCUCCGGUCCGCGAAGCCUGGGCGCGCUGAUCUCAGCGCGCGCAGGCUUCGGCAUGCCGGCAGCUCUCCGCGAGCAGCGGCGCGCGCUGCCGCUGCUCGCGGAGAGGUCCGCGAAGCCUGGGCGCGCUGAUCUCAGCGCGCGCAGGCUUCGGCAUGCCGGCAACUCUCCGCGAGCAGCGGCAGCGCUGCCGCUGCUCGCGGAGAGGUCCGCGAAGCCUGGGCGCGCUGAUCUCAGCGCGCCCAGGCUUCGGCAUGCCGGCAGCUCUCCGCGAGCAGCGGCAGCGCUGCCGCUGCUCGCGGAGAGGUCCGCGAAGCCUGGGCGCGCUGAUCUCAGCGCGCCCAGGCUCGGCAUGCCGGCAGCUCUCCGCGAGCAGCGGCAGCGCUGCCGCUGCUCGCGGAGAGGUCCGCGAGCCUGGGCGCGCUGAUCUCAGCGCGCCCAGGCUCGGCAUGCCGGCAACUCUCCGCGAGCAGCGGCAGCGCUGCCGCUGCUCGCGGAGAGGUCCGCGAAGCCUGGGCGCGCUGAUCUCAGCGCGCCCAGGCUUCGGCAUGCCGGCCACGCUCCGCCAGCAGCGGCCGCGCUGCCGCUGCUCGCGGAGAGGUCCGCGAAGCCUGGGCGCGCUGAUCUCAGCGCGCGCAGGCUUCGGCAUGCCGGCAACUCUCCGCAAGCAGCGGCAGUGCUGCCGCUGCUUGCGGAGAGGUCCGCGAAGCCUUGGCUGGACAGCUUUUGAAGGCAGGUGGGGGGGACAAAGACUUUCGCCCCGCCAGCCUUCAGAAGAGGUCCAGGACCUCUUCUGAAGGCUGGCGGGGGCAAAAGUCUUUGUCCCCCUGCCUGCCUUCCCAGGGGCUUUAAAUUGCCCCGGACAGCGGAGAAGUCCUCCGCUGUCCCGGGGCAAUUUUAAAAUGCCGCCCGCCAGCAUUUUAAGAUCGCCCCGGACAGCGGAGAAGCUCUCCGCUGUCCCGGGAUUUUAAAAUGCUGGGGGUGGGAAGAAAAGCCCUUGUCCCCCCAGCCUUCAGAAGAGGUCGGGGGACAGACUGUCCCCGGACCUGGUCUGAAGUCGGUUUCCCUAGGAACGCAGUAAUUGAUUUUCAAUGCAUUCCUAUGGGAAACCGUGCAUCGCAAGACGAAAAACUCGCAAGAAGAAAAAACUUGCGGAACGAAUUAAUUUCGUCUUGCGAGGCACCACUGUAAUCCCAUCAGGCAAGAGUGAGGGGGAGAAGGUGAUAAAACUACACAGAGUUGAAGAAACAGCCAGAGCUGAAGACAGGUGUAACUGCCAGUCUUAUAGCAGGGGUAGCCAGCAUGGUGUCCUCAAGGUGUCGUGGGAGUACAACUCCCAUCAUCCCUGACCAAUGGCCAGAUUGACUGGGCUGAUGGGAAUUGCAGUCCACAGACCAUGUUGGCUACCACUGUCUCUUGCUCAGUACAGUCAUACCUUGGGUUACAGAUGCUUCGGGUUGUGCGAUUUCGGGUUGUGUACUGUGCCGAACCCAGAAGUACCGGAAUGGGUUCCUUCCAGGUUUCGGUGCUUGCGCAUGCGCAGAAACGAUAAAUCGCACUUUGCGCAUGCGCAGAAGCGCCGAAUCACAACCCACAUGUGCGCAGAUGCUGUGCUGCGGGUUGCAGAUGCUGCAGGUUGUGAACGUGCUUCCCUCAUGGAUCACGUUCGCAACCUGAGCGUCCACUGUACAUCAUUCUAGUAGAAGGCAGGGGGCGGGAUUUUGGUAGACACAAGACACAAAAUUCCCUGCUAAACUCUUUCUACAAGUUGACCUCCCUCCUUAUUUAAUGCAUUGGAUAGUAGAAUAGUCCUACCACCUUGAGAUAGAAUGGGGGAAAGAAUAUAUGCUGCAAAACUUUUUAGCAUGCUGCUCCUUCUGGUAAAGUGCUGAGUUCAAAGCUUACAUUUUAAUGGGAUUAAUCUCUGGCAAGUUACUACCUCUCAGCCUCAACUCCCUAGCUUUAAAAUGGGAGAGCAAGCAAGUGGCUAGGGAGAAAAAAAACCCUCUAUCAUAAUACUGGAAUCCCAUAUCAUCCAAUAAAACUGAGGAAUAGGAAAUUCACGUCAGGAAAAAGGAAGUACCCAGCACAUAGUUGUAAUGGUAGCAUCAAACUCUGAUGGCUUGCUUAGCUUAUGUGUUCCUAUAUACAUAAAUAUGUAAAACAUCAUAACAUCUGAAGUUCAUGUGGCCUUGCUAACUACAACAUGAGGAAUAGCAGACUGCUUCAGGGGAGCUGUUUAACUGGGGGUGAGAGGUACUUCAUAUAGUGGUUUAGCAAAGUGUUGGAAGUUGAUGGGACUGAGAGCCUACCAUCAUCUGGAGGGCCACAAAUUCCUUAUCCCAAUUCUGCCAGACCCGUCUGACCACAGUCAGAGCGCCAAGUACAGAAAAGUUACCUCCAGCUCAACAGGCUGCCCUGUGCUCUGUGAUAUUGAGGGAAGGGAUGGCCCUUUAAAAAAAAAAAAGCCCUCUGCAAGAAUAGUUAGUAAAUAUGAAUUUAUUGUUUUUUUAUCCUUUAAUGCAAAACAGGCAUCAAGAAGGAUGUGCCAGCUGAACUCACUGGAUAGUUUUAUUUUACCCACUGGACUCUCUAAUUUGUUUUGAUUUUAUCAGGAUAUUCGUCAGUGAGCCUCCUUCUGUGUAUUUGUCAAGGCAUUUCUUACUCAAUGUUUAUUUGCUAAUAAUUCCUGCUUCCCGGCCAACCAUGCACACACCCUUUCUUUCUUUCUUUCUUUCUUUCUUUCUUUCUUUCUUUCUUUCUUUCUCUGUCCCUUGUUUACAUGUCCCCCACUGUUAUCAGCAGUCCACACACACACACACACACACCCCUCUGAUGUACAAAUUAUAUUCUCUUGGCACCUGGAGGUCACUUAUCCCAAUCUAUAGUAAACCUUAAGGUUAGCAUCUGUUUUGUUAUGAGAUACAAGACACUUCCAGACCUGUCACUAUUUUCAGGGGAAUUCAAUCACAUAACGGCAAAUUCAGGUCUUGUAAUAGUAGAUUGUGAGGUCUUGUGUGACAAACCUGCUUCCUCAAAAGAUUGGACUUUUUGCAGUAAGGAAAGUGAUGGGGAAAGUAUGGAAUAACUCUUGCUUUGAUGCAACACCAUCUAACCUCCCUGCAAACAAAUUGAGACAAAUGCUCAUUAAAUAACCAAUAUCAUCAAAUAUCCCUGGAAACAGAGCAGGAUGACUGGUCAAUGCACAGGUCAUCUGAAAGUGCCCAUUGUCUGUAACUUAAUAUCACCAGUGCUGUUUAUUAGGAAGGAGGAAGCAAACUGAAUGAAUCUCAUAAGUUGAUGAUACAGAGCCUGAAGAAGCAAUGCAAGCAACACAAAUACAUCUCUCUGUCCUUCUGCAGUGGGAAGCUUCUUCACCUUAAGAUUGACUUCUUUUGGUCUGCCUGUUAUUAAUUGGUAGUGCCUGUUGUGGGCCUCUCUGCCAAGGACUUCCCCCCCUCUUGAGCCUCCAGCCUGUUCCUUCCCUGUUAACAGACGGACACUUUUGGCUCGUGCGUAAUAUAUGCAAACAACCAGUUGGAAGGGUCUAUGUACGAAUUACUGGCUUAAAACGCGGCUCGGCUGCUCUUUUCCUCAAUUCGGAUUGAAGCUGGUACGGGAGAAAACACACCAAAAUACAGUAUUGCAUAAGAAAAAAACAGGAUAGAUACCUUAUAUAGAUACAGAUUGUGUACACUGUGUGUACACUGGCUUCCCAAACUAACAAGGGGAGCACACUGGAUGCAGAGCAAACUGGAGUGUGUACACAGCCAGGUAGCGGCAAAUAAAGCGCCGUCUGAAUGGAGCCUAAUAUAAGGCAGAAUGAAUCCACCACAAAUGCACUGUUAUGGUGUAAAGGGCAUGCUGCCGAAUACACGAGCCUGGAGGGGUGUCAAACCAAGAUGGUCCCUGCACAGGGACCCACUCCACAUCUGCAGCCUAUGCAGCACCAGUUGUUUCUGUGCAGGUGGUGGCGGGGGAACUGGUAUUUGCCUGUGUCUACCAGCUAUUUGCCAAGUAGAUUUUCACAUGCAACCUGCUUCAGGUGUCCUAGGAAUUCUGUAUCGAGACACAUUCACUACUUUUAAAAUCAAAACUCAAAAAUGUCAAAAUUUACAAAAAAUUACGAGCGAGAGACCUGCAUGUUAGGUGCCUCAAUUGGUGGUUUCAGCAGGAAGAGCUGGCAUUCUUAACAUAUAUCCAAUGUGAUUUAUUUGUAUCUUGUGGUUUUCCUGCUCCUUAUUGAUUUGAUUCUUCUGUUGUAUUUACUGCAGCUUUGUUGUAUGUUUCUUUCUUAUUGGAAAAUAUUUUUGUUCGUCAGUUACUGUAAUGAAUGAGUUGCUUUAAGCUCAGCCUGGCCAUUGGCAAAGUGAAAUACAAAUAUGAAAUAAAAUAAAAUGUGCUUCAGUUUCAAGAAGAAAAAUAGUUUUCUUUCUUUUGCAUCUCUGCCCCGCAAACAUUUAGGGUGCUAGCUUACUUUUUAAAAAGAAAAACAAAUAUAUAGAGUCUACGUGUGUAUGCCUAAGCAUUUGCAAGGGUUGGGGUUGGCCUUGCUGCUUUCGAUUGUUGACGUCCUGCCUCUUAUUCUGGCUUUCAGCUUGAAUUCUCAGGCAGCUCUGCCUUCAUCUUUACUGUGCCAUCUGGAAUCUCCAUUCGCAUGCUAAGAUGCCGCGAGGAGCAUCCCCCCUCUUGCUGCUUCUCUGGGCCAAAAUGGUCUCCUCCACAUGGUAUGAAGGUAAGCACUGACAAGUCAGUACCAAAGUCAGGCAGGGGGAGGGGGGAUAAGCUUAAGAACAAAGGUGGUAAGACUUUUUGCAUUUUCUCAAAGGCAGCCUUCCUUGGGUAGCAGGCCCUUAGGUAAUAGCAGGCUACCUACAGGUGUGCGUGCACAUUCAGCUCCAAUCUAAAGAGUGCAGCACCAGCACCAGCAGUGAAGGCACCACCACUGCUGCCCUCGCAGCCAUGCAGCACUACUGGUAACAGGCCUAGGAAAGACCCCUGGCCUCAGAGAUCUGGUUGCCACUUGGAGAGGACAGUAGAGCGGUAAAUGGACCUAUAACCAGACUUGGCCUGAGACAGGCACAUCUAUUUUUAUACACAUUGUAAUUAGCUGUGGUCUCCUUUUGGCCACAGCUGCCAUCCGAGCAAGACCACAGUCAGUCUGUACAUAGUAGGGUAUCUUUGUCAAAGAAGCCCCCAAGGCAUAGGCAAUAGGAAGGGGGGAGGAGCACCCAGACAUCCUGCAACUCCUUCGCCGCAAAAGCUUUGCAAAUAAUAACCCAUUGUGGAACUAACUGUGGUUCCUGCUUUGCUGGGGGCAAGGAAGGGCAGACGGAUACGCAUCUGGGGUUAGGACCAUACCUAGAUUGAAGUAAAUAUAAUUCCGCCCCCUCCCCCUGCAAUAGCAGGAGCUAAAUUUUUCCACAUGUCCUGUCUCUGGCUGAUGAGGAGACCACUUGGCAAGCGAUGGUUUGUCUGGAGCAGUUUCAGACAGUAAGCAGUGGGGUUGGGGUGUCGACAGGGACUGGGGGGCUGGCACUGAGUAAGCCUCUUUCCUUCCUCUGCUAAGCUUCUGAGUUUCUUAUGCCUCUUGGCUCUCAUGUGUUCCGCUAAAAGUCCAUCCAUUGCCUGGUCACUGUUAGGCAAGCAAAUACCUUCAGGAGACACAGUUCUUAUUGCAAUUGUCUAAAUGUUUUUGGGAAACCUUGCAACAGAUGUGCUUUGCCACAUGUGCAUGAGGCUUAAAAGGCCCUGCCUGUACAAGCUUGGGCCCUUUUCCUGGGCCAGGCUGCUGUGGCUUUAAUGGCAACAAGACAGAAAAGGAUUUCAGCAGGCAAUGUUUUCUCCACCCUCUCUAAAAAGCAACAACCCCGAAACAAUUAUGAACAUAGGAAGAGUCCUGCUGGGUAUAUCCAGCAUCCUGUUUUCAUAAUGGCCAACCAGAUGCCCAAACAGGACCUGUGCAACAGCAGUCAAUUAGCUCAGUUGGUUAGAGCUUGGUGCUGGUAAUACCAAGGUUGCAGGUUCGAUCCCUGUAUGGGACAGCUGCAUAUUCCUGUCUUGCAGGGGGGGUGGGUUGAACGAGAUGACCCUCAGGGUCCCUCCCAACUCUUUUGUUGUUUAGUCGUUUAGUCAUGUCUGACUCUUCGUGACCCCAUGGACCAGAGCACGCCAGGCACUCCUGUCUUCCACUGCCUCCCGCAGUUUGGUCAGACUCAUGUUUGUAGCUUCGAGAACACUGUCCAACCCUCUCACCCUCUGUCAUCCCCUUCUCCUUGUGCCCUCCAUCUUUCCCAACAUCAGGGUCUUUUCCAGGGAGUUUUCUCUUCUCAUGAGGUGGCCAAAAUAUUGGAGUCCCAGCUUCAGGAUCUGUGCUUCCAGUGAGCACUCAGGCCUGAUUUCCUUAAGAAUGGAUAGGUUUGAUCUUCCUGCAGUCCAUGGGACUCUCAAGAGUCUCCUCCAGCUCCCAACUCUACCAUUCUAUGAUUCUAUGAUUCCCAGCAGCUGAAACAACCUGCCUCUAACAGCAGAGAUAGCACUUGAUUGCCAGUAGCCACUGGGUAUGGUAGGCAAAUUUGUUUCAGUGGCAGCAUAUCUCCAGUUCUUGUGCCAUGUGAAUCUAAGAUAACUCUGCCCACAUUGCAGCACCAAUGCUAAGUUUGGUUCACACAAGGCUGGUCUAUCUCUCAACCCCCAGCUAUGAGCUGUGGUGAAAGAGUUGGUUUAGAUUUCUUCAUUUCCAUCUUGGAAAAGUGUGGCCACAUUUGUGAUUGCUUGAGCUACAACCACUAUGGGCUAUGAAGGCUGACUCAGCCCUUUCCUUGCAAGGAGAUGGUUAGACAUACAUCAGACUUUCCCUAGAGGCUGGUGGUGCAGGAACAUGACACUGGAGAAGGACAAUUUAUGAGUGGGAAGGUAGUACCCCACAGGACGUCAUUGUGUGUGGUGUGUACACGUUCUCCAUGGAGAUGCUGUCUAGACUAGUAUUCAUCCUCUCCCUGCUCCUCUCUCCUGACUACUUACCAUUGCAAAACAAUGGGAAGCUUGCUAGCCAGAAAGAGGCAGCGCUCCAAGCAGCUUGGUCUACACAGCAUUAAGAUUCCCAACUUGAAUCAAAAUACUGGACCAAGGAAAUAAAUGUAACAGGGACCAGAGAAAGCAUCAGUAAGUGGAGUCCUGGCAGCUGCCCCAGGAUACCAGGUGCUGCAACUGGCCCUUGCCUCUGAGCCUCAUCCGAACCUGGAGAAGGUGAGCAAAAGCUGCUCCUCCUCCUUCCUCCUCACUUCCAUCAGUGCUCACAAACUGGGAGAGGUCAGCCUGCACAGGCAGCAACAGGAGGGAGCACAAAUGAAAAGACUGGGAGUUCCAGGAACUGGCUUCAAGGACCCUGCUGGGCUAGGCUGCGGACCUUGGUAGAAGCUCAAUGGCACUGACUCCUGACACUGGCCUUUAGUGCUGGGUCAUCUCUCUUGAAACAUACAAGGCAGCAGUGUCUCUGGGCAUGUGCAGCAUGCAUCCCAGUCAUCAUUGCCAGCGGGAGUGGGUGGGUGGGUGAGGAGCAGCUUUUCCAUCCUAGGUAUUUUGCACUUAGCCAGCCUCAGGCUUCUUAUAGACAUGAAGCGAUGCUCUCAAGCAGGGCAACGGAAACAUCUGGUCUUUUGCUUAGCAGAGAUGUGGUUUCAGAGCUGAUGCAGAUGAUGUUGUGCCUCAUUUCAAGCAUGGGUGCUAAAAUUAAGAGGUGGGUCCAUUCACAAACAGGAAUGGGAAUGAUUCAUGAGAGUGCCUGGGUGAUGGGGGGGAAUGAACUGUGGCCUCUGGAAUUAGAGGGAACCCAGCGGAAAUGUGACCUAAUUGGGUUGGAAUGCCAGCCGACAGCUCUUAUUCAUUCAUCUGGGAUCCAAAUUUAUUCUGCUCCAAUUCACUAUAAAAGAUAUUUUUGUCUCCACAUAUGUCUUUCACUGAUCUUUGUGGAAACGCUGGAAAGAAAAAGAAAAAGAAGACACACAGACACACACACAACCCUGUGUUUGUUUUGUCUAAAGCAAAGAAAGUAAAGAGAUGCUUGCAAUUUAUCCUUCUGGCAUACAUACACAGGAAAAGACAGCCUUCAAAAUUAUCCAACUGUUAGGAAGGGUUUGGUUAGCAUGCAUAGGUGUAGCCAGGGGGGCAGCUGCUCCCCCCUACACACUAUCAAGAAAAACAAUAGAAAUACUUAACUGACCAAUCACAUUGGUUCUGCCCCCCCCAGAAUUCUGGCCACGCCCAUGUUAGCAUCACCGUUCUUCCAAGGACAAUAAUCCUACAAGUAGGAUCCCAGAUUUUUCUUAGAGGCUGCUGCUGAAAACGUACGCAGACACCUCAUUGCAAGGCAAGCUUUCCACAUGUUGGAUACCCAAAGGACCGUUUGGAAAAGGCAUCCUGAGCCUGCCCAGCAUUACAUCAUAGUGAACACUUGAAACUUCCUUAUCCUCAGUCAGGCAUAUGAAUAGGGUGAUCCAGUACAUAUUAGACGCUUGGAGAUCGGCAAAGGCUCCUGAGAAGCUUAGCAGUUAUGGGAUAAGGGGACAGGGGGUCCUCUUACGGAUCAGUAACUGGUUAUAGAGCAGCGAGCAGAAAGUAGGAAUAAUGGAGAGAUGUAAAGGGGGGGGCAGGAAUCUGUGUUAGGAAUAGGUUGGGGAGGGUUCAGAUGCCCUACACGUUUUGGGCGAAGGCAUGUUGGCAGUGGCGUAGCGUGGGGGGUGCAGGGGGGCCGGCCGCACCAGGCGCAACAUCUGGGGGGGGGGCGCGCUCGCACUCGCAAUCUAGUGGAAGAGACUCGAGUGCUAAACUCCACGGGUUAGGGGGCGCAAAUUACUUGCCUUGCCCCGGGUGCUGACAACCCAUGCUACGCCACUGCAUGUUGGCCCCCUCAGACUCAUGUGUGGAUUGGAACUGUAGGUUGAGAAGUAAAUCAUUACACAAUAUCCAAAAAAGAAAAUAUAAUAAACCUACCACCCUGUUUAACUUCCCUCCACCGCUACUUGUCUUCUCUAGAAUCAGUUUUACUCUUAUCAUUGCAUUCUGAUUGUUUUUAUUUUUUCUAUAUACAUACAUACGUCAUUGAUAAUUUAUUGUUUUGAUGCAUUUACAUUUUUAAUCUAAGCAUAUUAGCAUGUCUUUUUUAGAGCAAUAUUUUGUCAUCAAAACAUUGCCAUUCGUUUUUUAGUUUUUGAUUUGACAGCUGUCGUAUGGAUGCUGUUAAUUUAGCCAAUUUUAAUUUAGUUUAAUUUAGCCAAUUUUAAUCCUGGGGAAUUGUAUGGGGUGGGCAAUGGGAGGCAGCCAUCUCUCCCACUACAAACUCAUAUGACGUCCUUGAACUCAGUUGGCACAGGUGUCAAGACAGCGACAGCACAAAACCCAGUGGUAGCACAAAGCCCCAUGCGCUACUCUCUUGGUCUGAGCCUUCAUAGACAGGUUGCACGAUGCCAUUUCUUAGAACAGCUGAUUAUCGCAGCUGAACUCCCCCAACAAAGAAAGCAAUUUGAAUCCAUUUUUAACGAAACAAAUGAGACGUGUAACAAAAUGUUGCAGCGUCAAGUGCUGCUGAUUCCAGUCACUUCAUUCUGUUCCUCCCAACUAAAAGCAACAGGCUGGCAGGAUUCCAGGGACACAGCAUACUCAAUCUUUAUGAGCUGUUUCAGGAAGAGGGUUUUUCUCUUAGGGUGAUUUAUUUAUUAUUAUUUUAAAAAAUGUGCACCUGCAAACCUUGGGCAUCCCCAAGCCUGCUGGUACCAAGGGAGUGGAUGAUAUGGUUUUCACUGUGUGAGAGCUUUACAUCCUAAACAUCAGAAAUAAGGCUCACCCACACUUCUGGUAGUCCCAUAAUUUCUAGGCAUGGGUCUGAGAGGUUUUCCUUUUGCCCCACAACUUUCCCUGGAAAAACCCAUUUUUUUUACCACUGAAUCAGAACAAAGGUCAAUACAGUGGUACCUCUGGUUAAGUACUUAAUUUGUUCCGGAGGUCCGUACUUAACCUGAAACUGUUCUUAACCUGAAGCACGACUUUAGCUAAUGGGGCCUCCUGCUGCUGCCGUGCCACUGGAGCACGAUUGCUGUUCUCAUCCUGAAGCAAAGUUCUUAACCCGAGGUACUAUUUCUGGGUUAGCGGAGUCUGUAACCUGAAGCGUAUGUAACCUGAAGCGUAUGUAACCCGAGGUACCACUGUAUGCAGAAAACCCAACUGAUGUUCUCUGCAAACAGUGGGUUUUUCCUGCGGAAAGUGGCAGGACAAAUUAAGAACCUCUCAAACCCGUACCUAGAAAUUGUGGGACAAGCCUAAGUGUGGAUGAGCUCAUAGAGGGAAUGGUUUAGGGGCAGUCUUCUCCUGCAGUAGCCAGCGAAUAUUUCAUCAUCACCCUUGCUAUCAUUUCAUUUCCUUGCAUUUGUGAAUCACUUCCCAUGAGGCACCCCAAAGCGAUUCACAAAAUGAUAAGCUAUAUAGAACAGGUACACAUAUAAAAGCAGUUAAGACAAUUGCAAACAUAAAAACGAUUAUUAAAAAUGAUUGUAACUAUAAAAAAACCAGUUUAAGACAGCAGCAUAUACAUAAAAUCAGUUCAGAUUCAAGACAGAUACCAAGUGGAAUAAAGGUUUCAGAAGGCUUGUUGGAAGGUGAACAUUUUUCGCAGGCAAUACAUUGGUAUGCAUUGGGAGGGAGUUCUGCCAUGCAAAAGGUCCGAUUCCAUUAUUGUGCAGAAUAGACCUCCUAACAGGAUGGUAAGUGCAGGGUUUUGUGUGUCAAGGUCCCCAAGCCACCCCUAAAUAAAUUCACACUUCACACCAUAAUUUUUGUUUUGGCAUAAUUUUGGCCACAACUUUAUUAAAAUACAAACAAUGUGAGUGGUUGCUUAGGCAUUGGUUGCGACUAUAUGUCCCCGCCCAGGGACAGAACUGGCAAGCCAGCGAAGUUAGUAAAGGAAAACAUUUUAUGGGGAGUAGAUGGAGCUGGGUACGAGAUCCUCACCUCUCCCCAAAUGCUCCCAGGGGCUCUUGUGUGGCCCUAUCCCCCUUUACAGGGGUGCAGACAAAAGCAUGGUGAGCCGCUGGAUUCCUUUAACGGAAUACCCUUGCUGCAGCAGCAUUGGAGGGGCAGGCACAGCCAAUCCAUACCCCUCCAUCAACCAAUUUUCUAAAACCAAUGCCUAACCGCAACCUUACAAGUUGUGACGAUUUUCUACGCAGUAGGCAAAAACCAAAUGGCACCAGCCAAUCAGCCAAAUGGACAAAAUUCCUACCAGGCCCCUGCCCCAAAAGCAGACGACACCAUGACAGGCAUAGCAAAGUCAAACGCAACAAACACCCUAAAAUUAGGGAGGGUGGGCGACUGAUCCGAUGCACGCAGCAAAAAGAGGAAGCUCAACGCUGCGCGCAGGGAAUAUAUUAAACUCAGGCUGUCACUCAAAAUUGGCAACAUCAAACUCUCCCCAGCAACCCAAGGAGUCCAAUCACACUUUGGGCCAACCAAACCAAGGAGAACACGCUUUCUCUCCUACAGAAUUCAGUGAUUAGUUGGGUACCGUAUGUAGCGGCUGACAUGGUCCUAGCAGAUCCCAAGCCUAUCCUGGUUCCAAGCUGUAUAUUGCUUUGUGCACUGAUACCAGCACCUUGAACCUCACCUUGUAGCUAGGUGCAAUUAUUUCAGCAGUGAGGUAGUAAUGAGCCACUGAGCUGCCACAUUUUGCACUAGCUGCAGCUUCUGGGUCAGCUUCAAGGGCAGUACCACACAGAGCAUGUUGUAGUAAUCCAACCUGGAGGUUUACCAGUGCAUGGCUGACAGUGGUCAGGCGAGCCCAACCCAGAAAUAGUUGCAGCUGCCUUACCAACUGAAGCUGGUAAAAAGGCUUAAUAGAUUUAAGUUGCACUCUGGCAAUCUCUGCUUCCAUGCCAUCUCCAUGUUGCUUCCUGCAUUUAACAGACCUGGCAUAAAAAACUGUUUAGUCUGGUGGUUCAUGCCAGCAGCCCUAACCAGGCUGCUCCUGGGAAGAAAUAUUUGUGCAAGAACUUUUUUCGGAGAGUAUAUGCUCUAAUGAUUGGUUUUGAGGUUGGGAACCCAAUUCACGAAUGUACAUCCUCUCCCCUCCCUUGACCUACUGAAUUCAACACCAGAUGCUAUUCAUAAAGGGAUUUUAGCAGGUAGAGCCUCACCUUUGUAGGUGUCUUAUUCACCAACUUUGAUGCCCUUUCGAGGAUGUUUCAGAAGAUGACAAGUUGCAACCAAGAUUUGCAAGACCUGCAUGAUGGAUCCCAACAUAAAGCAACUUCUUAAUGCCUCUCUUCAAGUACUAUAUAACUUUGGAGACAUUUAUAAGAUCACUUUGCUUGUGAGGAAAAAGUGCUGGAAACAUGUGCUGUCUUAGUAUGAUUUUGAUUUGCAAAUGUACAGGUAGAACAGGCAGAACUCAAGUAGGCAUAAGAAAAGUCCCAAAGCUUAUUUUUGUGACUGGGGCUUAAAAAAAAAUUAUUCUUUCUCUCCCUCCACCAACCCCACCAGAGGUGGAUUUUGAGCAGUGCAUCCAGUUCAGUCACAUUGAGCGUGGAGACUUGGGGGUGGCGCAACUAGGAUUUGAAUGGAGCAUGAGAGGUGGGGGGGUGUUUUGCUGAAUUUUGAUGUCUCACACAGGGCACCACUGAAAUUUGAGACCCCAAGAUCCACCACAGACACCCUUUGUUUCUUUUUCUUACCAUCCGGCUUGAAGAAGACCUUUGGAGGUCAAACGCUUGUGACAUUUCAGUCAGUCCUAUUAAGUACAUUUUCCUGCAUUUCUGGAUUUUUGCCCCUGACCUGCCUCCCCUCCCACCCACCCAGGACAAACACGGCUACCCGCUGCAGUUUGCGUCUUGUGCAUUUGUGUAAUCAGUAGCAAAAUUUCAAAAGAAAUCCCCAACGGACAGAUCAGGGACCAAGAUGAUUUCUAGGGAUGAGGAACCAAACUCAAGACUUCCCCUGGGCAAUGGCAUCGUUGGCUCAGAUUUGGAACCAAUUUGGCAGAGUCUGCAUCAUUGUAGGGGUGAUGUUAUUCUGAUUUGGGACAGAAACAAGCAGGGCUUUUUCCCCCCAUCCAGAACUCAUUGGAACUCACCAGUGGUGCCAUUGCCAUUAUAAGAGAACAAGGGAGGCGUUCAUGGUAAAUUCCAGCAUCUGUUUUUCUAGAAAAAGAGCACUGGGAACAAGGAUAAUAAUAAUAUUAUAAUUUAUUAUUUGUAUCCUGCCCAUCUGGCUGGGUUUCCCAAGCCACUCUGGGCGGCUUCCAACAAAGAUUAAAAAUACAUUAAAAUGUCACACAUUAAAAACUUUCCUGAACAGGACUGCCUUCAGAUGUCUUCUAAAUGUCAGGUAUGUAGACCAUGGGUAGGAAACUAAGGCCUGGGGGCCGGAUCCGGCCCAAUCGCCUUCUAAAUCCAGCCAGCAGAAGGUCCAGGAAUCAGUGUGCUUUUACAUAAGUAGAAUGUGUCCUUUUAUUUUAAACGCAUCUCUGGGUUAUUUGUGGGGCAUAGGAAUUUGUUCUUUUUUCCCCUCCAAAAUAUAGUCCGGCCCCCCACAAGGUCUGAGGGACAGUGGACCGGCCCCCUGCUGAAAAAGUUUGCUGACCCCUGAUGUAGACAGUCUGGAGAUGAGCAUUGUCACUUUCUGUUUCUCCCUCCUUUGUGCCAGGAUCUGGCUACUCCGCUGCAGAAAGGCAAACCAACGAGGUGUAUGCUGAAGAAACCUCCCAUGUUCUUGCUCCAGAAUAUCGAGGUAAGCAUUUUCAGAUUGGUAGAGCUAAAUAAUCUUAAAAAGUGCACUGCCAUCCAAACGAUAUUGGACUACAACUUCCAUCAGCACUGUCCAUUGGCCAGGCUGAGUAGGGCUGAUGGGAGUUGGGGUCCAAUGACAUAUGGAGGCCAGCCAUUCUCAGUAAUUUUCAUGUGAUCUUUUGGAAGGCCCAGCUGUGCCCAGGUCGCACAUACAUCGUUCUCUGGGGGAGGGGACAGUUUGGGGCAUCCUUGGAAAGGUGCCAUCUUUUUGGCUCUUCAUCCCUCCUGCAGCCUGAGGGAUGCAAGAGGCAAGCAGUAAGGGUGUCAGGAACCCACAUAGACACAUUGAUUGGAGGUGUGAGGAGGGAAUGGGACCUCAAUUACUAGCCCUAGUGCAAUCACCAUACACCCACUAGCCAUACUUCUCAGGGGCUGAACAUAGAGCAUUAGUGAGCAAGGACUGUAGGCAUAUAGGGGUUUUACAUGGAACUCCAUCUAGUUUCCCAGUUGUGAGGAAGAGCCCUGUAUGCUCAAACAUUGGGUGAGCAUAUUCUCAUUAAUGGCAUGCUUCACAUGCUCAAACAUUGGGUGAGCAUAUUCUCAUUAAUGGCAUGCUUCACAUGCUCAAAUAUUGGGUGAGCAUAUUCUCAUUAAUGGCAUGCUUCACAUGCUCAAACAUUGGGUGAGCAUAUUCUCAUUAAUGGCAUGCUUCACAUGCUCAAACAUUGGGUGAGCAUAUUCUCAUUAAUGGCAUGCUUCACAUGUUUGGUGUAUGGCGUCUGCGCACUCCUAGGCCCCACUUGCAUUUCAAGCACUAUAAUAUUGCUGUAACAGUCGUGGCUUUCCCCAAAGAAUAUUGGGAAGUGUCAUUUGUUAAGAGUGCUGAUAGGUGUUAGGAGACGCCCUCAGGAGACCCCCUAUUCCCCUCACAGAGCUACGAUUCCCAGAGUUCCCUGGGAAAAUGAAUUGUUUGUUAAACCACUCUGGGAAUUUUCCACUCUGUGAAUAGGGGAAUAGGGGUCUCUUAACAACUCUAAGCGUGGGAUGCGGGUGGCGCUGUGGGUUAAACCACUGAGCCUAGGAUUUGCUGAUCAGAAGGUCGCGGUUCGAAUCCCCACAACAGGGUGAGCUCCCGUUGCUCAUUCCCUGCUCCUGCUAACCUAGCAGUUCGAAAGCACGUCAAAGUGCAAGUAGAUCAAUAGGUACCGCUCCGGCGGGAAGGUAAACGGCCUUUCCGUGCGCUGCUCUGGUUCACUAGAAGCGGCUUAGUCAUGCUGGCCACAUGACCUGGAAGCUGUACGCCGGCUCCCUCGGCCAAUAAAGCGAGAUUAGCGCUACAACCCCAGAGUCGGUCACGACUGGACCUAAUGGUCAGGGGUCCCUUUACCUUUAACAACUCUAAGCACCCUUAGCAAACCACAGUUCCCAGGUGGUAUAAGAGUGCUAAAUAUAUAGCUGUGGUCAGAGAGACUGAGGGGAGCCUUGUAGGCCAUCUAGGUAAUUUACCUGCUCAAAUUGGAAAACCUAGAAACAGAAGAGCCCACCACAAUGUUGGGUCCCUAUCUGCACUAUAAAGCACUAUCAUAACACUUUAACAAGCCAUGGCUUCCCCCAAUGAAUCCUGCGAACUGUAGUUUGUAAACAGUGCUAGGCAACCAUUGUGGGCAGAUAUUCUCUUUUCCCUUUCACACAACCGGCCCUUGACCUGCCUGGAUAAUGCUAGCCAUGGGGUCCUAUGGGGACAGCCAACAGCUGCUGUUUUGCUCUGUGGCUGGGUCGGCCCUGACUAAAAUAAUUGAUGUAAAGGCAGGGAAACAGCUGGCACAAAAUUAAUUUACCACAUUUCCUGAAUACAGAAGUUUGCCUGAAAUGUAAAAUUAGGGGCAGCUAGUUGGGCAAGCUCCAAGGCUGUGCUAUUGUUCACCAGAGAUGGGCCCCUGGGUCUGGUUUUCAAAGCCUGGAGCUUGUUAAGGAACAAUAACAAAGAAAAUUCCACAGAGCACACACAGAGUGCUUUCUUCCAUGGCCAAAUAACUAACCAUACUAGUAAGACCUUAUCCAGAGAUCUCAGCCUAGUUCUGUGGGCCACACUUUUAAGGAGGAUGCAAAUUGAAAGGAAUUUAGUGGCGGUGGGGGAUGAAGAUUGUCUAUGGUACAGAAAGCAAAUCCUAUUAGGAAAGUUUAAAGAAACUGGGGGUGUUUAGCUUUGGAAAGAGAAGUCGGAGGUGGACAUGACAGAAAUCUUCUUAUUGCUGAAGAGAUGUUGGGUAGAAAAGGACAAAAACUUACUAUCUGCUGCCCCAGAGUGGGCAGAAGUAGAGGUAAUGGGAUUAUGCCACAGGAGCAUUAAAUUUCAGUUGAACUUUGGGACAAAGUUAUUUGGGGUAAAUAAACACCUGAUAAAUAUGCCAUGAUAAACACCAUGCUGGUAUUAUAUUUUCUGUGUUUCACAUGAAAAAGUCUCAUCCUUUCACAACCAUUCUGUUGUUGUUGUUGUUUAGUCGUUUAGUAAUGUCCGACUCUUCAUGACCCCAGGGACCAGAGUAUGCCAAGCACUCCUGUCUUCCACUGCCUCCCACAGUUUGGCCAAACUCAUGUUAGUAGUUUUGAGAACACUGUCCAGCCAUCUCGUCCUCUGUCGUCCCCUUCUCCUAGUGCCCUCAAUCUUUCCCAACAUCACGGUCUUUUCCAGGGGGUCUUCUCUUCCCAUGAGAUGGCCAGAGUACUGGAGCCUCAGUUCAGGAUCUGUCCUUCCAGUGAGCACUCAGGGCUGAUUUCCUUCAGAAUGGAUAGGUUUGAUCUUCUUGCAGUCCAUGGGACUCUCAAGAGUCUCCUCCAGCACCAUAAUUCACAACCACUCAUCUUAUUGCAAACAAUGGGGGGUGGGGUGGCGCCCGGAUCAAAUUCCCCAUGGUAGAUCUGAACGCAUGAGCAGGUAUAUAUGGGAGCUGGUGGUUCCUUGAGUUACGAAAGCUUUUGCUCUUGAUAGCUAGAAUACCUAAAUGAGGUUCUCUCUCUCUCUCUCUCUCUCUCUCUCUCUCUCUGUCUCUCAGUUCCCCAAUGGUGUCACCUGUUGAGCAUUUAUCAUGGGGAGGCUACAUGCUAUUCUCCCCGUGGAGGUAAUUACCGCAGCAGCCUGGGGACGUGCUGUGAGCUUUCGUGCGACCGUGGAUACCGCUUGAUUGGCCAGAGGUCCGUACAGUGCCUGCUAAACCGUCGCUGGUCAGGGCAUGCCUACUGCAGACGUAAGUGUCACGCCAGUGUCCAUAGGCCGCUCCACAUUACAGCCAUCCUCAGGAAGCUCCAUUAAAGUACUCAAUAUAGGGUGCCAUCAACAUAACCCAAGAUGAGCCUGCAGGAUAGCUCAGUUGGUAGAGCAAGAUACCCUUAAUCUCAGGGUUCUGAGUUCAAGCCCCAUGUUGGGAGAAAAGAUUCCUGCAUUGCAGAGAGUUGGACAAGAUGACCCUUGUGGUCAUGGGCACAGCCAGGAUUUUUGUUAGGGGGGCCAGAACCUCCGUUAGCUAUGUACAGUAUUUUUAAUGUUUUUUGUUGAUGGGGGGACAGCUGGCCCUCCGUGCCCCCCCCCCCGGCUACUCCCUUGCUUGUGGCCCUUACGAUUCUAUGUGUCAGAAGUAAUUGCUGGCGGAGAACAGACAUACACAUCUACUACGUAUUUUGGGAAAUUAUCUGUUCACUUGUAGAUUUCGACACCUCUUAAGAUAUUGUCAUAAAACUUUGCUUGCUCGUUGUUCCAGAGACCAAUUUUUAAUCUAUGUUUCGAUACAGCUGGGCAUCAUUUUUAAUCAAGAAGGCAGGCUGAACAUUUCAGAACUGUAUUGAUUUUCACCACUGAUUUCAAGAGUGCUUUAUAUCAAGGGCAAAAGGAGGUUUGUGAAAGGACUGAGCGUGAAGGACCAAGGAAUUCAUAGAAGGGUCCAGGCAUAUUAAUCCUGCACCAUUAGAACAGCUCUCAGGCAGAGGAAGCGUCCGGCCUGAUCCCUCCUAUGCUGCAACACCAGAAUUAGUUCUGUUAGCCCAGGCAGACCAGGCAACCUAAGGAGCCAAUAGGAGCUGUUGUUCCAGGCUUGCUUCCUUAGUCUGAGUAACCUGUCAAUGUAGCAAAGCUCUCCCUCUUUGGAUCAUGCUGAUUCCUGGCACAGAUUGUUGAAGAAUUGGACUUGCACAGGGGAAGCGGGGAGCUGUAUUCAGAUUCCUGCUCAAUUAGCUACUCUGUGACAUGAAUGAAUGAAUGAAUGAAUGAAUGAAUCUUUAUCUGUAUCAGCCAUUGGCCAUAGCAAUAAAACAACAAUAUGAUAUACAAAGAAUAGAAAUAAGAAGUCAGUUAUAUAAAAUACAUUUUAGGGUUUUGAAUCAAUAGUCAAAUAGUGGAUCUUAUUCUGAUUGCCCCAGCUAAAAACCUUGCAACCUUUGCUGUCACCUGUUCAUCUUGAUCUGCCAAGAGAAAGGACACUGUGGCAGUGUUUGGGCAACCGGGAAUGGACAAUAAAAGAUGGGUGAUAAUCUCAUUCCUCAAGUCUUUAUAAAGAGUGCAAGCCAGAAGGGCAUGCACCACCGAUUCAGUACUGCCAUCUCCACAGGGACAUAAGUGUUUCCGUGUGGAAUUUGUUGGAAUUGUCCCUCGAGUACAGCCGAGGGCAAUACAUUCAAUCUUGCGAAAGCAAAAGCGUGACUCUGUGACAUGCCAUUAUCUCUCAUGUUAACCUGCUGCACACAGUUGCAUGGAUCAGCUUCCCCAAAGCACCCUCACAGUGCUACAAUUCCCAGCACCUUUAACAAGCUACAGUUCCCAGGAUGUUGUUUUUUUAAAAAAAAUCUGCUUAAAAUGCAGGUUGCAGGCAUGACCUUAGUAUUUUUGCUACAAAGCUUGAAACACUUUGAAGCUGGUAUCCAGGGGGUUGUAACUCCAUGAAGAGGCUGGGGAACUUUCAAAUUCUCUUUCUGUGCACAGAGAUUCGGUGCCCUACGCUGCCAGCAAUCUACCAUGGAUCGUACCAGUGUUCAGAUGGAGUCAAGGUCGAUUCUCACUGUGACUACACCUGCCGGCCUGGAUACCACCGGGAAGGUGAUCGCAGUCGUGUGUGCUUAGAAGACGGACAUUGGAGUGGCAGCGAGCCAAUUUGUGUAGGUAAAUUCUUCCCGGAGCCAACCACACAUAUUGCAUGGAAUAAGUUGCCAUUGCCCCUACCAGGAAUGUCAGAGAAUUCUGAUGGAAACAGAAACGGGAGGGGAAAUGGCCAAUGUAUAUGUACUUGACAUAUUUAAACUGGCUUUCCAUCUGUUGGACUAUCACGGCUCCCUGAAAACUCCCUAAGAAUCUUCUGUGCAGAAAUCUCUCUGACCAAAACAAUGGAACUACAGUUUCCAAAGACUGCUAAGGGGAAUGGCCAUUAAACCAGCUGGGGAUAUGUAUUUUGGACAGCUAGCUACUCCACAGUCAUUCAAACCACAACCUAAAGUAUUUAUUUAAGAAUACUUAUAUCAUGCUUUAUAGCCCUGAGGGGCUCCCAUUUGCCUUAGUGGUCCAACCUCAACAGUUUUAUCCCAGAGAUUUUAGUGCAUUUCCAUGUCACCUUCCCAUCUGCAAAAAGUCCAUUUUUAAAAAAGUGGAUUUGUUGGAAAAGAGCACUUUAAUCCAGUUUAAUGGCACAAACCAACAUUUCCGGAAUGCUCUUGAAUCCCUCCUGCAAAAUACUGAUAAUUUGGAUGUGGCCAGUCAUUUGUCAUUCAGGCCCAAGGCGGAAACUUUCCUCCUAGUUGCUGCCUGUUUCCAUGGAGUUCCUUUCUGAUUCUACUCAAGCAGACAUAGAACCUCCGAAAAUCCAAUGUCCUGAGUCUCGAGAGCGAAUGGCAGAACCCAACAAGCUGACAGCCACUGUGUACUGGGAUCCACCUCGGGCAAAGGACUCCGCUGAUGGUGUCAUCAAACAGUAAGCUUGGGGGAGGCUGCACUGGGGUCUCAGCACCGUUUUAAGGAUUCUUUUUGGAAGAAUAAGUUCAAACCCAGCCCUAAUAUUUACAUCCUGACAUAUCUCUCUGUCUUUCGAGUCCAGGAUGACACUCCGGGGCCCAGAACCAGGAUCCGAGUUUUCUGAAGGAGAACACAUUAUCCGCUACACCGUCUAUGACCAGGCAUACAACCGAGCAAGCUGCAAGUUUUUUGUGCGCAUCCAAGGUAAAGGAUAGGACCUUCCCUCAUCUCUCCAAAGCAUUACACUAAAUGUGAGGUUGCUGCUUACACCUUUGCCUCUUCUCUUAAAUAGGAGCAGUGAGAGAGGCAUGGUUUAGAUUUCAACCGUGGGUAGGUUUUACCCCUGUCUCCAGGCCAUGGUCCCAUUGGAAAUUCUCUCCUCUGAGAGCUUUGUUUGCCAAUAACAACAUUCCAGUUGGAGAGAAUAGCAGCUUGGCAGGUGGAGGUGGAGUAUUUUUGGCAAGAGCAGUUCCAAUCCGCAUCAACUCCCCAUCCCUCCAUGACUCCUGCCAGGAGGUUGGAAGAUACAAGUUCAAACCAUUCAUUUAAAAUAGCAUGUGGUUUGGCACCAAGGCCAGACCAGGACAUUUUGUUACUUGCUACAAAUGCCAUGUUCUGAUCCGAAGCCAGGUCUGAUGGGGAAUGGGGCAAGGCAGAGUUGCAGGACCUUGGAUAGUUCUGAAUAAGCAAGCUUGGGAGCAGCCUGAGGAGUUCUAAGCUUCUGUCGCCAGACUACCUCUGCUAGAAUCCACUCCCUUGUGGGAUAACUUUAGAUUGUUCCCAGUUCCUUGGGAACAGGUGGUUAAACCACUCUGAUAAUUGUAGUUCUGAGAGGAUUAGGAGUUUCAUAACACCGCUCAGCACUUUUAACAGAUUAGUCCCUAGGGUACCCUAGGGGGGUGUCAUGCCUGUCAAAGUGGCACCACAGUAGUUUAAAUGCACAAGUGUGCAUGUGGCCUGUGUUGUGUUGGAGGCGAGGAAGACUUUGGGUUCUGAUUCCUAACCUUCCCUUCCACAGUGAGUCGCUGUCCUGUUCUAAAACCACCAGAGCACGGUUAUGUCAGCUGCACCUCAGCAGGGAACAACUACGGAGCUACCUGCGAGUACCACUGUGAUGGAGGCUAUGAACGCCAGGGUGCCCCCUUGAGGGUCUGUCAGUCCAGCCGCCAGUGGUCUGGCUCUCAGCCCACGUGCAUUCGUAAGUGUGUGUUGGGGUUGAGGGCAGAAGAACUAGGGUAAAGGGCAACAGUUGUACCCAAAAUCAGUUCUACUCAGAGUACACCCUUUGAAAUGAAUAGGCAUGAUUUAAUGUAGGUCUGUUGAUUUAAAAGGGGUCUGCUCUCGAGUAGAACUUAACUGGAUGCAAGCUUAUAAGCAGCCUCACAGGUUGCUGCUGAGGGGAAAGCAGGAUAUACCUUUAAAACUAAUGCCUCUGAGAUCACAGUGAUGCUUCCACCAUGACAUCACUGCCCUGAGCUCCAACUGACAUCAUCUCGGUUAUUGUUUUCCAUUUCUAACAGUAGCUGUGUCAGUUGGGGGAGAAGCCAGAUUGCAGAGAGCAUUUUUGGGUCCAUUGUUAGAUUAGCUAGGCAUUGUAUUUACAGACAAAGCAGGCAAUUGUUUCAAAAUUAGCCAGCUCCAAAAACUCUCUCCAACUCCACCUACAGCUCAGUUAGAAACAAACACAUCAGAGCAGCCACUGCUUGGUGACAUCAGCUUCAGCUCAGAGUAUUGUUUUGCAAUCAAGCAUCACUGUGAUCUUACGCAGUUAACGCAAGUAUUUGUUUUAAAUGUAUUUGCCUCAUUCCUGCUACAAGUGCGUGGAAGACAUGCACACACACACACACACACACAAACACUCUGCAACUAGUAGGCAGGACUAUUGCCUGGCUUGCUGGCCGUAGAUGUCCAAGCAAGAGUUGUUGAAGGCUGGACAUUAUUUGUGUGUCUUGGGGGUGUUUUCUGACCAGCAAACAGGACACAAACAUCAGCAAGCAUCCCAGGGGCAUCCCCAGAAAGGGAGAAAUGUCAAGGAAGAUACAAAAGCCUUAGCGGGCAGGUUUUGUGUGUGUAAGAUGGGCUGAGAAUCCAAAUUUCCCUAAAUGCAUUUACUUACCAUCUAUGCAGAAAACCUAUAAUAAAUAACUCCCUAAAGUACUAAUAGGGGACGUGGGUGGCGCUGUGGUCUAAACCACUAAGCCUCUUGGGCUUGCCGAUCAGAAGGUCAGCAGUUUGAAUCCCCGCGAUGGGGUGAGCUCCCGUUGCUUGGUCUGUGCUCCUGCCAACCUAGCAGUUUGAAAGCACGUCAAAGUGCAAGUAGAUAAAUAGGUGCCGCUCCGGCGGGAAGGUAAAUGGCGUUUCUGUGCGCUGCUCUGGUUUCACCAGAAGCGGCUUAGUCAUGUUGGCCACAUGACCCGGAAAAACUGUCUGCGGACAGACGCUGGCUCCCUCAGCCUGUAAAGCGAGAUGAGCACUGCAACCCCAGAGUCAUUUGCGAUUGGACUUAACUGUCAGGGGUCCUUUACCUUUUACCUUUUUAAGUUGCUAAUAGACAAUAAAAAAUGCUGGAGAGAGAGAGAGAGAGAGAGAGAGAGAGAGAGAGAGAGAGAUGAUAGGUAGAUAGAUAGAUAGAUGAAACAACAAUUAACCCUGUUGGUAAAUACAAUGCCUGGCUAAACUAACAAUGAACCUAAGAAUGCUCUCUGCAAUUCAGUUAUUUCCCAGCUGAUCCAACUGCUGAUAGAAAUUAGAAACAGCAACUGAGAUUAUGUCAGUUGGAGCUCAGAGCAGUGAUGUCAUACUAGAAGCAUCACUGUGAUCUCACAUAUUUAUGUAUGCAACCAUGACUACCCGAAUGAUAUAUGCCCAAAAUUGGAAAGAGGAACAGCCCCCCCCCCCCCCGCAAAGAGACGAUUGGCAAUUAAAACUGAUGGAAUAUGCAGAGAUGGCAAAACUAACCAGCAGAUUAACAGAUCAAGAUGAUAGACUUUUUGUGAUAGAAUGGGGGGGGGGAUUUGUUAAAUAUGUGAAAACAAAUUGUAAACAGUUAAAAACAUUAGCAGGAUUAAUCUAAACAUGAGCAGGAAGAAAUUUAAAGGAAUUAUAAAGGAUAAAUUUGUUUUUUAAAAAGGAAAAAUUAAGAUAUGCAGUACAGUGGUGCCUCGCAAGACGAAAUUAAUUCGUUCCGCAAGUUUUUUCUUCUUGCGAGUUUUUCGUCUUGCGAUGCACGGUUUCCCAUAGGAAUGCAUUGAAAAUCAAUUAAUGCGUUCCUAGGGAAACCGACUUCAGACCAGGUCCGGGGACAGUCUGUCCCCCGACCUCUUCUGAAGGCUGGGGGACAAGGGCUUUUCUUCCCACCCCCAGCAUUUUAAAACCCCGGGACAGCGGAGAGCUUCUCCGCUGUCCGGGCGAUCUUAAAAUGCUGGCGGGCGGCAUUUUAAAAUUGCCCCGGGACAGCGGAGGACUUCUCCGCUGUCCGGGGCAAUUUAAAGCCCCUGGGAAGGCAGGCAGGGGGACAAAGACUUUCGCCCCCGCCAGCCUUCAGAAGAGGUCCUGGACCUCUUCUGAAGGUUGGCGGGGGGCGAAGUCUUUGUCCCCCCCCCACCUGCCUUCAAAAGCUGUCCAGCCAAGGCUCGCGGACCUCUCCGCAAGCAGCGGCAGCACUGCCGCUGCUUGCGGAGAGUUGCCGGCAUGCCGAAGCCUGCGCGCGCUGAGAUCAGCGCGCCCAGGCUUCGCGGACCUCUCCGCGAGCAGCGGCAGCGCUGCCGCUGCUCGCGGAGAGCUGCCGGCAUGCCGAGGCCUGGGCGCGCUGAGAUCAGCGCGCCCAGGCUCGCGGACCUCUCCGCGAGCAGCGGCAGCGCUGCCGCUGCUCGCGGAGAGUUGCCGGCAUGCCGAAGCCUGGGCACGCUGAGAUCAGCGCGCCCAGGCUUCGCGGACCUCUCCGCGAGCAGCGGCAGCGCUGCCGCUGCUCGCGGAGAGUUGCCGGCAUGCCGAAGCCUGCGCGCGCUGAGAUCAGCGCGCCCAGGCUUCGCGGACCUCUCCGCGAGCAGCGGCAGCGCUGCCGCUGCUCGCGGAGAGUUGCCGGCAUGCCAAAGCCUGCGCGCGCUGAGAUCAGCGCGCCCAGGCUUCGCGCGGACCGGAGAUUUCCCUAUGGGCUUUCGUCUUGCGGCGCAAGCCCAUAGGAAAUUCGCUUUGCGAGCGCCUCCAAAACGGAAAACCCUUUCGUCUAGCGGGUUUUCGUCUUGCGAGGCGUUCGUCUUGCGGGGCACCACUGUAAGAAAAUGACAGAAAAAUAAGAAACCGCAGAAGGGGAAGAAGUCACAGAAAAUAUUAUUCAAUUUGUGUAGAUUUAUAUCGACUGUUGAAUGCUGUUAAAUGAGAAAAUGGGAAAUAAAAUACAGGGAGCUCUGAUCUCAGAGGCAUCUCUUAGUUUUAAAUGUAUAUCCCACUUCCUAGUGUUAGCCCUACAUGGGGAUUGAAGAUGCUUAAGUAUCAGGUUCUUUGAGGUCCAAACAUUCUCAAAAAUCCUGCCUAAGGUUACACAGAGUGAAGCUUCUCCUCCACUGCACUUUUAUGACAUAAAUCAGACCUGAAAUCAUUGCUUUACAGUGCGGUAUCCAUUCGGUUCUUGCUUUGAAUUGAGAAAUGGAAACAAGGAGACGAUUCAGGGCACACAGGCUAUUCCAGAUCUCAAUGCUCCUUCGUGGUUCCACUGCUAAACAUCUGAAUGGGGCUUCUAAGCACAUGCAACUGAAUACACUUGAAACCUCUGCGCAGUCAGGAGUCAUGACAUGUCUAGACAGGGCCUUGCACCCAAGGAAACCUUAGAGCCAGAUGCAAUUCAAUGUCAUCUCACACUGCUGGAUAUGUUGGUGUGUGAUUGGUGAUUAUCCAAAUCAUAUAUGGAAAAUUUACUGCUUGGUUGCAGAAAACCUCAAAAGUGGUCAUUUUGAUACUAUAAUUCCAGUUUCUUAUUCUUUUCUACAUAUUUUUGCUGUUAUUGGCACUGGGACAUUGUAUUUGAGACCAAAAAAGUAAAAAGGGGCGAGAAUCUAUUGAAUGCUUUUUUCCUGGCCCUAUAGAUAUAUGAUCUGGAGUUCUUUACAAGUGUUAUGAAAAUUUUACUGUUCUGAUGGCAGAAAAUUAUUAUAGAUGUUGAAGGAAACAGCAGUGGUGGACACUGGGCUCUCAAAUUUCAUUGGGCUUGUUCUGAACUUUGGUUCAGAUAGCUCACUUGGUUAGAGCGUGGUGCUGAUAACGCCAAGGUUGCAGGUUUGAUCCCCAUAUAGGAUGGCUGCAAAUUCCUGCAUUGCAGGGGGUUGGACUAGAUGAUCCUUGGGGUCCUUCCAAUGCCCCGAGUCUCUAAUUCUGGGAACUGGAAACCCCAUUUCAGCAUUGUUAGAACAUGGGAGAGGAACCUGUGUUCCUUCAAAUGUUCCUGGACUCCAACUCCAAUCAUCCCUGACCAUUGACUAUUACAGCUAGGGCUGAUGUGAACUGGAGUCCAAUAGCUGGAGGACCAGUGUUUCCUCAUCCUCAACUUAGAACCUGGAAGAAAUGGCUGUUGGGGCAGUGAUGAAUAACAUCUUCCCCUACCAUGGUCCUUCUGAGCAUAUUGUUGCAUUGCCAGCUUAAGAGCAGUGAUUAAGGUAAAGGUAAAGGGACCCCUGACCAUUAGGUCCAAUCGUGACUGACUCUGGGGUUGCGGCACUCAUCUCGCUUUAUUGGCCAAGGGAGCCAGCGUACAGCUUCCGGGUCAUGUGGCCAGCAUGACUAAGCCGCUUCUGGCGAACCAAAGCAGUGCAUGGAAACACCGUUUACCUUCCCGCCGGAGUGGUACCUGUUUAUCUACUUGCACUUUGACGUGCUUUCAGACUGCUAGGUUGGCAGGAGCAGGGACCGAGCAAUGGGAGCUCACCCCAUCGCGGGGAUUCGAACCACCAAUCUUCUGAUCGGCAAGUCCUAGGCUCUGUGGUUUAACCCACAGCGUCACCCGCUGAUUACAAGGAACCAAAUCUUUUCACUAGCUGUAGGGCAACGCCCCUUAGUGUUCCUGAAGAGAGGGGACUGGAAGUGAAAGUGUGUGUGUUCAGCUGAGAGCACAAAGUGUAGACAAGAUCCAUUUGCACCAUUGUGACCAACCAUGUGAACCAAUUUGGGUAUCUGAGAUGAUAUCCCUAGCAAAGGAGUGGGGGCAAGGAACCUAUGGCCCUCCAAAUGCUAUUGAACUACAACUCCCAUCAGCCCUUACUAGCUAUACUGAUUGGGACCCAGGUGAGUUGGAGUCCAACAGGUUCACGUGACCUAUUGUGUGAGCAAGGUUCGUAAUCUGGCUCCACUCCCCAGAAAAGUAAUAGCAGUGAUGGCAGAAAGGAGGCAUUUGGGGGGGACACUCAGAGAUGUUCGUCAGUAUCCAUUCCUACAGUGUGGCAGGUGGCCCUGUUGCCACUAUUACUGCUCUCCAUUCUUCAUAUUGCUACCCGUCUAGCAUGUACCCAUCUAGCAUGCUAAAACCCUGUGUCUUCUCAUGCUCUGCUGACAGCCAUGCAGAUCAAUGUGGAUGUGAACUCUGCUGCCGGCCUUCUGGACCAAUUCUAUGAAAAGCGCCGGCUGCUCAUCAUCUCUGCUCCUGAUCCUUCUGACCGCUACUAUAAGAUGCAGAACAGCAUGCUGCAGGUAAGCCCUUCCUCUUGAGUUUCCAUCCUAGAACUCACACCCUUCCUUCCCUUCUCCAGCUACAGGGUUCCUCCAACCAUUUGCUUCUCUCUUCACUGCAGCAAGCCACAUGUGGGCUGGACUUGCGCCACAUCACCGUCAUUGAGCUGGUGGGGCUGCCGCCUCACGAGGUGGGGCGGAUCCGUGAGCACCGACUCUCAGAGAACAUCAUUGAAGGGCUCAGGUUAGUGGUGCAGAGUGGCUGGCAGACGUUCAGGUUCAAAUCCCUGCUCAGUGACGAAUGUUACUGGCCUUGGGCAACCACUUGCUGGGAUUUUACAAAGAGAAGAGUGCGCAUGAUAAGGCAAAAACAAAAUGAAGAGGGGGUCUAUUUUUUCCACAUUUGUAAUUUUUAAUUUGUGCGAUUCAGCUGCCACAAAAUGUGGUGGAGACCACUUAGAAUUUAAAAAUCUUUAAAGCCAACAGUGAGCGUAUUAACUUAUGGUCUGUGUGUGUGGUUUGGGAGCUGCACAAUCAGGGGAAAAACAAUGCUGUCCAGGGUUGUAAAGACUACGGAGAGAAUAAUUGGGUGCACUCUUUCCACCUUGGAUCAAAUCUAUGCUUCCAGGUGCCAUAAGAAAGCUGCAGAGAUAGCGCAGCAUAGUGCGCACCCUGGAAAUGAUUCUUUCAGCUUCUGCCUUCUGGAAGAAGGUACAGGGUUAUAAAGACUAGGACUAGCCGUUUGAGAAACAGUUUCUACCCAAAUGCGAUUUUGAUUUUAAACGCAUUGUAAGGAGUCUGUAUGGGAGUAUAUUGUAUUUAAAAAUGGGGUAUCAGAGUUUUUAGGGGGCUAACCAGGUUGGGAUAGCUGGGAUAGCAGGCUUGUUGGGUUUUGAAUGUUUUAUGUAGAUUUUCAAUUUCGUUGUUCUGUACGGGACAAUGACAAUAAAGGUAUCGUAUUGUAUCGUAUCGUACAAGCCAAUAUGGCUACAUGCAUCUUCCAGGUUCAGGAACAGUAGCUGUGGAACAAUUAAAGGGCUGUUAUUGUCAUCAUGUCCUGCUUGUGAAAUUGCAAGAAGCAUUUGGGUGUCUGCUACUGGAAACAAGAUGGUGGACUAAGUGGAGCUUUGAUCUGAUGCUGUGAAGAUGGCACCAGAUCCUUCAUUCAUCUCAGUGAACUGGCGUCUGGAAUAAAAUGUGGUGGACCUCGAGACGUAUUUCCAUUUGCCUAUAUUGCUCCAGUUCUGACCCUGUUGUAUCCACUUGACACUCUCACUCCAUGAUGCAGAUAGAUACCUUGGCUUUAGUUGCAGUGGAACAGCAAGCCAAUAGCAAACUGGCAACUGGCGGCUUCUAGUAGUCGUGAGCCAUGGGGAAGCCAGCAACAGAGACUCCCCCAAAAGAUUGCAGUGAUCAGGCAGGGAUAGAAGGGCUCAGGCAGUCCUAGAGUUAUCCCGCUCCCAAUGGCUUUAUAAAAUAAUGCAAAAACAUUGAACCUGGCCUGGUAACACAUAAGCAGUCAGUCAGGGCAAGCACUCAAGUUACAUGCUGGCUCCCUAGGGCCUCCAGAUAUGGGGAAGCUGGGUAUGGCCUUGCCCUUAUUUGUCAUCACAUGGUGUCAGGAGCAGGAAAAUUCAAGCUACUGCAAAGGAAGGUUUGGAGCACACUUAGAAGAACUGAGGCUUGGUGUUUCCUACUUCUCAUGGGAAAUGCUUGGCGGAAUAAAGGGUCAGGUGACCUGACAGGUGAGCAGCUGCAACUGCUUGUCAAUGUGGCCGACGGAGGGUUAGCUAAUUGUGGAUCUGGCCCUCUGGGCAAAAGCAGUUCCCAUCCCUGCUCUAAAACCACUACCCUCCAUGAGCUCUUAGGGUCUCCAGCAAACUGGCAAUCAGCCAACCUUCUGUUUCUAUAGGCAGUUCCUGCAUAUCACCCGCUCCCGCUUCAACGUUGUGUUGGUCGACAAAGAAGGCGUGGACCGUGAGCGCUACAUCCAGCCUCUGACACCGGACGAGCUCUUUUCCUUUGUGGAUACCUACCUGCUGAGCAACCACGAAGUGCUCCAGAGGGAACAGAACAGGGACACAUGCGAGUGAUAAUGGGCUGCUCCAUCCACAGGAGUCACAGUGGACACCUUUUGACCUCUCACAUGCCCUGCCUGCUAAGGGAGAGCCAGGUCUUCCCUUUCAGCAUUGAACUGGAGGUGAAACAGAAGGGAGGAAAUUGCUGAAGUUGAACCAACAAGGACCACAGAACCUGCAGUGCCCCGGGGCCACAGCCACAUCCACAUUAAGAAAGGGGAAAUAAUCAUAACUAUUCCUGUAGGGAUUAUCCAGGAGGAUGUCUUUUAUUUUGUGCCUACCCUUUUCUAGACAAGAAGUACAUUCCACAGUGUGUGUGUGUGUGUGUGUGUAAAGGUAUCACAACCAGAGGAUAGCCCAGAAUCACAGCUCUUCUCUCUUUUUCAAGAGCAAACCAGCAAUCUAUGUGGAGAAGGUCCCGUUCUGGUUACAGAUACAUUAAGUGGAAGGCACCUUCUCUUCUUUAAAGAGUAUACAGUGGUACCUCAGGUUAUAUACGCUUCAGG